AUGAAACACCUCGCCCAUCUCUUGGCCUUUGCUGCGUUUCUGCAGGCAGGCAAUGGUGCAGUUAUCGACCGCCACUCUCGUCGGGAUACUGCACCAGGCUACCCCUACGAUCCGAAUACCUCAGCACACUGCACUUGGUGGUUUGACAUGGAUACGCCUACAACUUGUGACGAUCUGCUGAAGCAUAACUCGAUCACCAUUGAGCAGUUCCGGCGAUGGAAUCCUUCCAUCACGGCCAAAUGUGGUGGACUGACUUUGGCUAAGUCCUACUGUGUCGAAGCAUUGUUCGAAACAGUCCCUGAACCCCAGCCUGGAACUCCCACCAAGUCGAGCGCGACGAAGCCUACACAGAAUACAUCAGUCAAACCCUCCAAUGGCGUCCAGACUCCUCAGCCCCUGCAGCUUGAGAUAGUCGACAACUGCAAAAAAUUCCACCUUGUUGCGAAAGGCGAGACUUGCGCUGCAAUUGCUGCGAAGUAUAAGAUUCCUAUUGCCAAGAUCGUGGAAUGGAAUCCCAGUGUUCAAGACGGCUGCUCGUUUCUUUGGGCUGACGCAUGGGCAUGUAUCAUGGCACUUGACUAUGUCCCAGGUGGCGACUCACCAGCACCUUCACCCACCAAACCUUCCAACAGCAUAACUACACCCGAGCCCACACAGCUUAUCAUCGUCAAUAACUGCAACAAAUUUCACUUUAUCAAGUCUGGCGAAGGCUGUGCCUACAUCACAUCCAAAUAUUCCAUUACGGGCGCUGAGUUCCUGAAAUGGAAUCCCUCGAUCGAAACCGGUUGUACUGGACUAUGGGCCAAUGCGUGGGCCUGUGUCUCGACUAUAGACCAUAAACCAAGCACACCUACCAAGCCUACAACCACCGCGAAGCCUUCAGCAACAGGCAAUGUACCUUCACCGGUCCAGGGUGGCAUUGCUAAAAAUUGCAACAAGUACCAUCUUGUCUCGAAAACAACAACCUGUAGCUCAAUAGAGAAGUACUACAGCCUUCCCUUUACCACUUUCUACAAGUGGAAUCCAUCCGUUGGAGACAAGUGCCAAUACCUGAUGGCUGGAUAUCACGUUUGCGUAAGCGUUCCAGGCUGGACACCCACCCCUACGACUGGAAACAAUGGUAUCGAAACACCUUUGCCUAUCCAGAGUGGCAUGACCAGCUCAUGCAAUAAAUUCCACCUUGUUUCCAAGACCACAACCUGUUCCUCAAUUGAGUCUUACUAUAAGCUUGAUAUGUCAGACUUUCUGAAAUGGAACACUGCUAUCGAUAAGUCUUGCAAUGGGCUCUGGGCUGGCUACAAUGUGUGCAUUGGGGUUAUAGGCCAGAAGCCUAAACCAAGCCCAACCACGCCUGGUGUUGUACAGACACCUUCGCCUAUCCAGAAAAAUAUGGUCAAGGGCUGCAAGAAGUUUCACCUUGUCCAGUCAACUACUACAUGUGCCUCUAUUCAGAAUUACUACAAGAUCUCGUGGGCUAACCUUUAUAAAUGGAAUCCAUCCAUUGGAUCAGGUUGUGCUGCAUUGUGGGCGAAGUACUGGGUCUGUGUAGCUGCUUGA
Messenger RNA from Fusarium graminearum PH-1, 1557 nucleotides. RefSeq lists its product as uncharacterized. Lineage: Eukaryota; Fungi; Ascomycota; Sordariomycetes; Hypocreales; Nectriaceae. The record is from RefSeq and is a predicted model, not a curated record. The transcript has 4 exons. The coding region runs from base 1 to 1557 and encodes 518 amino acids.